GAGGUUCUCACUAGAAUGAAGUCAAUAUGAUGUCAUCACCACUAAGCCCUCCUCCUAAAAGUGCUGUACUGCAGCAGCAACCGGAAAAUAUUCCAAGACAGUAGACAGUAAUGCCAAGACGGUGAUCAAACAUAUUUGACUGAUUGUUAUCCCAGUCAGCAAACAAUGGCUGGAUUCAGGCAGGAGGAUGUUGAAGUGUUCUAUGAUAUGGGAGAGGAGUUGGGAAGUGGCCAAUUUGCUAUUGUUCGCAAAUGCCGAGAGAAAAGCACCGGAGACGAGUUUGCGGCCAAGUUCAUCAAGAAACGACGGCUCUCGUCCAGCCGACGCGGGGUUAGCCGCGAGGAAAUCGAGCGUGAGGUGAACAUCCUGCGUGAGAUCCAGCACAGCAACAUCAUCACCCUCCAUGACAUCUUUGAGAACAAAACCGACGUGAUUCUCAUCCUGGAGCUGGUCUCUGGCGGGGAGCUCUUUGACUUCCUGGCGGAGAAGGAGUCUCUGACUGAGGAGGAGGCCACACAGUUUCUGAAGCAGAUCCUAGAUGGGGUGCACUAUCUGCACUCCAAACAGAUUGCCCACUUUGAUCUGAAGCCUGAAAACAUCAUGCUGUUGGACAAAAACGUCCCAAACCCUAGAAUCAAACUGAUUGAUUUUGGAAUUGCACAUCAAAUUAAAGCUGGAAAUGAGUUCAAGAAUAUCUUUGGAACGCCAGAAUUUGUUGCUCCAGAAAUAGUGAACUAUGAACCUCUGGGACUAGAGGCAGACAUGUGGAGUAUAGGUGUUAUCACUUAUAUAUUGCUUAGUGGGGCUUCUCCAUUUCUUGGAGAGACAAAGCAAGAAACACUAACCAACAUCUCUGCUGUGAAUUACGACUUCGACGAAGAAUACUUCAGCAACACCAGUGAGCUUGCCAAGGACUUCAUUCGCCGGCUGCUUGUCAAGGAUCCCAAGAAGAGAAUGACAAUAGGUGACAGCCUUGAGCACCCUUGGAUCAAGGCCAUCAAGAGACGCAAUGUUCGGCCGGAGGAAAGCGGUCGCAAGCCUGAGCGCCGGCGCCUGAAGACCACACGUCUGAAGGAGUACACCAUCAAGUCGCACUCGAGCAUGCCACCCAACAACACCUAUGUGAACUUCGAGCGCUUCUCGCAGGUGCAGGAGGAGAUCGCAGCGGCCGAGGAGAGCCUGCGCGAGCUGGUGCGCAACCAGCGCUCGUGCCGCGAGGACGUGGCCGCGCUUCUCUCCAUCUACGAGGAGAAGGAGGGCUGGUACAAGGAGGAGAACCAGAGCAUCGCCGCCGACCUCGGCCACAUCCGGCAGGAGCUGCAGCGCACCCAGGCCCAGCGCCGGCAGAGCCAGGAGGAGGCCCGCGCCGCCAUGCUGUCCGCCAACGCGCUCAAGCGCAAGUUCGGCCGUCUGGAGAACCGCUACGAUGCACUGGCUGAGCAGAUGGCGUCUGAGGUGCGCUGGGUGGAGGAGCUGGUACGCUCCAUCACCGCCGACAAGAACAUCCAGGGCAUUGGCAUGGCUUGAGGUCGACCUGGGCUUAUGGGGUGCCUCUUUUGUUGUUUUUGUUUGCUUUAAGUCCAUAAUGUUGCAUAUGUACCAUUCCUUUUCCUGGAGGCAUAUGGUAUGGUAGAUCUGUGGUGGGAUAUACACCAGAUGCUGUAAUACAUCUUUGUCCAGCACUUCUUUCUGCAGUAGAAACAUCUCACACAUGUCCUUGUAUGUUCCUGCAGCUCACAAAAUGAGAAAACAAGCAAUAUAAGGUGAAUGUACAUUGAUUUGAAUCAAAGUUAAGUGUAUUUUUGUACUGGGUACAAAGGCCAGACUCCCAUUUCUACAUUUUCAUUGGCAGUUGCUUAAGAGUUGUCUAUCUGUGCAUUUAUGAGAUUGUCAAGAUUGUUCAAUUCCUUAUGUGAGCUUUGCUUUUGAGCUUUGAAGAGAAGACCAGAGGAAUGAAAGCUGUGACUCUGGGCAUAAGAGGCCACCCCACACACUGGCUGCUAGUGUUGCACUGUGGUUAUAAAUUGAAACACCCCUUUGCCUUCCCACAAUCACGUCAUUCUCUCUAACACCAACUAAAGGGGAGCGAAAGGAGAAUGUGGCUGUUUCCUGCAGACGUUGCAGAACUGCUUAAUAUCACUAUGUAUACCAAAAUGUUUGCAUGUUAAGCUAAGCUAGCUGCUGGAUGAAUAUUUUAAGGUAUUGCCCUGUCUUUUAUACUGGCUGUCAAACACAUGAAUCAUUCCAUUCGUUAUUUUACUUAUUUGCAGGACAUUCCAUAUGUAGGAUUGCGCCUAUAUAAUGUACAUAUAGUAUCAUAUAUAAAUAUAUUUUUAAUGUAUCAUUUGCACUUAAAGUGUACUAUCGCAGUGUUACGUGUAUAACCUCCAGCUGCAUUAUUCUGUAUAAAUGAUGUUUUAUUGCUCAGUUCCCCAUUAAAUGUUAAGGAGGAAUGUUUGUUCUAAUAAACAAACAAACA
Messenger RNA from Alosa sapidissima (American shad), 2479 nucleotides. It is a transcript of the gene dapk3, whose product is annotated as death-associated protein kinase 3. Gene Ontology annotation, cellular component: cytoplasm; nucleus. The coding region runs from base 166 to 1527 and encodes 453 amino acids. Gene Ontology annotation, biological process: protein phosphorylation; intracellular signal transduction; positive regulation of apoptotic process. Gene Ontology annotation, molecular function: protein serine/threonine kinase activity; ATP binding. Lineage: Eukaryota; Metazoa; Chordata; Actinopteri; Clupeiformes; Clupeidae. The transcript is spliced from 9 exons. The record is from RefSeq and is a predicted model, not a curated record.